GACGACCCUUCCACCGAUCAACGACUUCAACGACGUCCGUUUACGUACAAUUAUUUUCUCUCUCUACUCUCUCCAUCUCUCAGGAUUUUAGGAAUUAGGGGCGGUUUGGAUCACUCCUUUCCCUUGGAUUUUUCCGUGAUUAUUUAUAGCUCAUUUUACCAGGUGUCUUAUUUUCUUAUGGCCUUGUACUUAUCAAGAAUUUAUGCUGGGUUUCAUGUGUUGUGUUUGUAAAAAAUUGCCAUGCACAACUGUGUAAACACGUUCUACGACAAAGAGAGAGUGUGGAAACUGAUGCGAUGUCAGCAUCCAGCAAAUUCGAUCUGUCUUCUAAUAGCCCAGACAGGCCUUUAUACACUUCUGGGCAGCGUGGAUCCUAUUCUGCAGCUUCAUUGGACAGAUCUGGUAGCUUUAGGGAAAACACAGAGAUGCCAAUUUUACCAGCCAUUCCAAACAUGAGUAGAGGUAGUUCUGCUGCAACACAAGAUGUGAUGAGUUUCUUUCAAUGUUUACGAUUUGAUCCAAAAUCAAUGGUUACAACCCUCAAACUUAAUCGACCAGUGGAUUUUAAGCGACUUGCAAGUGUUUCUUUUGGAAUUCCAUUGGAAGAUCCUUCUUCAGCACCUGCAAAAGGCAAACCUGUGUCUUCUCCUUCACCUGAGGAAUUUAGACGUCUCAAGACCUCUGUCCGUGAGGGCUGUAGAAAAGCUAGGGAACGUGUAAAAAUAUUCAAUGAGUCAUUAUCUGUGAUGAACAAGUGGUUUCCAACUAUUCAAUCACGGAAGAGAUCCCGGUCAGAUUCCUUUUCCAGUGACCGAUCCAAUACCUUGUAUUCAGCUGAUCGAUCAGUUUCGGCUACAGGCAUUUCUAAGAUGGGUGCUCAGAGUCAUGUUGGUGCAAAUGGUUUUGACGUGGAGCAAAAAUCAGAAGAGAGGACAAAGAAUUCUGUACCAAACAAGCGCACCAGGACUUCUAUGGUGGAUCCCAGGGCGGAUGCAAGGGCUAAUACUCUUGCUAGGCCUUCAGGGACUGCAGAUAGAGAUAGGGAAAUAUUGAAAAUUCCCAGUAGUAGUGCAGUCCAAAGCGAGGAUCGGCCAUCACCUUUAGGUGUUGAUGGAUGGGAGAAAUCCAAGAUGAAGAAAAAGCGGUCUGGGAUAAAGCCAGAUGUUGCUGCAAGCUCAUCAGCAGCAAAACCUAUGGAUGGCUCUAGAGAUUUUAAACAAGGGAUGCAACCGCGGCUUCUUGCUGAUGCCCGGUCAAGGCUGAGUGAGAGCCAUGGCUUCAGACCUGUUGCUAAUGGAGGUAUGAGCAAAGUUGAUGGUUCCUCACAGCAAAGCAGUUCAGGCACACGAUCAUCGAUCUCUCGGCUGGAGCAGGAUAACAGCCCCCUUCUCCAUGAUAAAAGGGAUCGCCCUACAGAUAAAGAAAAAGUUAAUAUGAAAGCUAUUAACAAGACAAGUGCUCGAGAAGAUUUCAGCUCUGGUAGCCCUACAUCAAGCACAAAACUGAAUGCAACUCGAGGUCCACGGUCAGGUUCAAGUGUUGGGCAAAAAUUGUCACCUGUGGUUUCUCAUGCAACAGCUGCCAAUGAUUGGGAAGUUUCUCAGUGCACAAGCAAAAUACCUGCUGCAGUUGGUGUAAACAGUCGGAAACGGACACCGUCGAUGAGGUCUUCAUCACCUCCUGUUGCCCAGUGGGCCAGCCAGAGGCCCCAGAAAAUCUCAAGAACAGCAAGAAGAAGUAAUUUCAUACCUAUAGUGCAGAGCACUGAUGAAACCUCUGCUUUGGACACGGCAUCUACAGACACUGGAAAUGAAAGGCGCUUAUCUGGAAGUUCUCCUCAGCAAGUUAAAUUGAAAGGUGACCACUUCUCUUCAGCCGCAUUGUCUGAAAGUGAGGAAUCAGGGCCCCCCUCUGAAAUGAAGUUUAAAGAUAAGAUGAAGAAGUCCGAUGGCAUGGAAGAAAAAGCUGGGCAGAAUGUCCAGCAGAUGUCAAACUUGAUGCUACCACCAAGGAAAAAGAUUAUUAGUGGGGAUGACCAUGGAGAUGGAAUUCGAAGACAAGGCAGGACUGGACGGGGAUUCACUUCAACUAGGUCCUUAAUGCCAUUAACUGUUGAAAAGCUUGGAAAUGUGAGAACUGCAAAACAGCUUAGAAGUGCCAGACUUGGAUUUGACAAAACUGAAAGUAAGGCAGGUCGUCCGCCCACUAGGAAGCUCUCUGACCGUAAAGCUUAUACACGUCAGAAGCAUUCUGCAGUCAGUUUAGCAACAGAUUUUAUUGUCGGUUCAGAUGAUGGACAUGAAGUACUACUCGCUGCUGCAAAUGCUGUUACUAAUCCAGCCCCAGCACUUUCCAGCUCAUUUUGGAAGCAGAUGGAGCCACUCUUUCGGUUUGUAUCUGAUGCAGAUGUGGCCUAUUUGAAACAGAAGGUGGAGUUUGAACCAAUCACGGUGUCACCCAUGGCAGCAUCUUCAGGGAUGGUAAAUCCUAGUUCAGUGUCCAAUGGUUUUGGGGGUAAUGAAAUUGAAAGAGGAUUUAAAAGACAAUAUAGCGAAGAUACCCAGGAGCAUUUAUCCUCUGCCACAAAGACUCUUGAGGAUGUCUCCCUCUACCAGAGACUGAUUUCAGCUCUCAUUCCUGAAGGAGAUGAACAAUUUUGCCACAAUGAAAAUGAAGACAUCAGAUUUGAUGGUUAUGAGUCUGGAUUUGAGCCUGAGACAAAUGUAAAAUCAGAUAGUUUCUGUUCUCAGCUCUCUCAAAACUCUGAUUUAUCAGGAAAUCCUGCCUCUAAUGGUUUUCGCAUAAGUGCUAACGGGGGAUCCUUUAAUGAGCUCAAACAUAUUAUGCCAGACAAUAGCAGUUUGUCCAUUCCAGACACUAGAAUUCCAAGCUACAGAAAUUCACAAAAUGGUUUCCCACCAGACCAAGCACUGACGCCUGGCGUCAACUGCACUGAGGGUCAGUACAGUAGUAUGUCGAUAAAUGAACGACUUCUCCUGGAAAUUCAUUGUAUUGGAAUCUUUCCUGAAUUUGCGCCUGAUUCUGCAAAUUCUGGGAAUGAAGAGAUCUCUACAGAAAUUAGUAAAUUGAAUGAGAUUUACUAUGAACAGGUUUCAAAAAGGAAGGGUUUAGUUAGCAGACUGCUGAAAUCUGCUGUUGACACCAGAGAGCUUCAAGACAGGGAGUUUGAACAGCAUGCUCUCAACAAACUCGUAGUAAUGGCUUAUGAGAAAUAUAUGACUUGCUGUGGUCCUAAUGCUCAUGGGAUGAAAAGUGCAAAUGGUAAAAUGGCCAAACAUGCUGCUUUAGCUUUUGUAAAGAGGACAUUGGAACGUUGCCAAGAAUAUCAGGAAACUGGAAAAAGCUGCUUUAAUGAACCCUUGUUCAGGGACAUUUUCGUUUCUGGGUGCUCCCAGCUUGGUGAUGUCCAAGCUAUGGAUUCUAUUGCUGAUGGUGAAUCUGGCAAACAUGAAGUUAGACCUUCAGCUUCUACAUGUGCAGAGCAGAGCCCUUCUUCAACCAAUCAUGACAUGUUUUCUGAUAACCUCCUGUCUGCAAAUUUAGCUUCAGAACAAAUUUCUGGUAAGGAAGAGACCUGGUCAAAUAGGGUAAAAAAGAAGGAAUUGUCACUUGAUGAUGUUGGUGGUGGUGCAAUUGCCAUGUCACCAGCUGUCACACCAGGUAUUGGGAGUUCAUUUUCAAGCGGUACGAAGGGAAAGAGGAGUGAAAGAGACAGAGAAGGAAAAGGUAGUAGUAGAGAGGUUAUAUCCAGAAGUGGAACAACCAAAACAGGCAGGCCUACAUCGGCUAAGGGAGAAAGGAAGUCUAAGACAAAACCAAAGCAGAAAACUGCACAGUUGUCUGCAUCAGUCAAUGGCCUUCUUGGGAAGAUGUCUGAGAAGCCUAAAGUUACCGUACCUUCAACGCAAAAAACAAGUAAUACAAGCUCAAGUGGCAUGGUCAAAGAUAAAAAUGACUAUGGCUUGGAUGAACUAGAAGACCCUAUUGACUUAUCCGGCUUGCAGAUCCCUGAAAUGGAUGACCUAGGUGUCGCUGAUGAUUUUGGAGGUCAGGGACAAGACAUAGGAUCAUGGUUGAACAUUGAUGACGAUGCAUUGCAAGAUCAUGAUUUUAUGGGCCUUGAAAUUCCAAUGGAUGAUCUGUCGGAACUAAAUAUGAUGGUCUGAAGUUGCUUUUGUUGUAUAUUCCUGUUCAGUAUAAAUCACAGAGGAAAACAUCGUUGUUACCAAGAAAUGACCAGUUACACGGAGAUUGUGUGGCGGUCAAUAUGAAAAUUAAGCUAUAUUUUUUUUCAGAUACUAGUGCACUAGUUGAUUUUUGAGUGAACCCUUACAAUGUGUUGAUUUAGUUCCUUUUCACGUUUUUGACUUCGACUGUAAAAAUCUUUUUGUUCACCCUAUAAGCUAGUUUGUCUUAGCAGCACUGUAUUUGUUUGUAGUGCUUAUAGAUCAGAGAACAAUGUCCUUGUACAUAGAAUUUAUGUUCUAAUAAAAUUCGUUUUCAUUGGUUAAA
Messenger RNA from Coffea eugenioides, 4533 nucleotides. RefSeq lists its product as uncharacterized. NCBI's taxonomy places the organism in Eukaryota, Viridiplantae, Streptophyta, Magnoliopsida, Gentianales, Rubiaceae. The transcript is spliced from 16 exons. The coding region runs from base 297 to 4187 and encodes 1296 amino acids. The record is from RefSeq and is a predicted model, not a curated record.